Molecule: messenger RNA, 1151 nt
Organism: Ceratosolen solmsi marchali
Lineage: Eukaryota; Metazoa; Arthropoda; Insecta; Hymenoptera; Agaonidae
Gene: senju
Product: UDP-galactose transporter senju
Exons: 6
Coding region: 105-1088 (327 amino acids)
Biological process (GO): pyrimidine nucleotide-sugar transmembrane transport
Cellular component (GO): Golgi membrane
Molecular function (GO): pyrimidine nucleotide-sugar transmembrane transporter activity
Source: RefSeq, a predicted model, not a curated record
AUUCGAGGGGAGUGGGAAGCGAAGAGUCGUGGACCAAUGUUAACAAAAUGAUCGUCUGAAGGAGCGCCGAUUUGAAGUGUUGAUUAUUUGAGAGGAAGGAAACAAUGUCCAUGAUAAACUGGUCGGAACUGUUUCCAGGAAAAUGGAGCGCUGUUAUUUUCUUCCUUUAUAUAACUCUUUUCGUUAAUCAAGGAAUUAUUAUAAAAUGGUCCCAAGAUAAAGGAGAAUAUAAUUAUAAUAUUGUUAUAGUUGUUCUCAUGACUGAAGUUCUAAAAUUAUUAAGCUCCGUUGUUUUGUAUUGUAAGGAGAAUGCAUUUAAAAGUUUAUUUCAAGAAAUAUUCAAGUACAGAAAAGUAUUGUUGCUGUACAUGGUUCCAUCCUCUUUAUAUUGCCUUUAUAAUAAUUUAUCCUUUGUAAAUCUAGCGGCAUUUGAUCCACCAACAUAUUUCUUAUUACUUCAAUUGCGUGUUGUUAUAACAGGAAUAAUUUUCCAGAUUGUUUUUAAAAAGAAAUUAUCUAGUAAACAAUGGAUAGCACUUAUUUUGUUGACAUUAGGUUGUAUGAUAAAACAUUUGAAUCUUGAUUAUAAUAAUGCCUUUUCGCAAACAACCUUGCAUUUAAAUAUUAAUAUUGUAUUUAUAUUUAUUCAGACAAUAUGUUCAUGCUUGGCAGGUGUUUAUAAUGAAUAUCUUUUAAAAGGAGAGGCUGCGAAUGUAAAUAUCUUUGUACAAAAUGUAUUUAUGUAUGUCGACAGUAUACUGUGCAACGUAGCAGUGCUAUUGGUACAAGGUCACCUCAUCGAAGCAUUCGAUAAUGCAGGGUCGAGUAUUUUCAUGGACCCUAAGGUUAUCUUAAUUAUGUGUAAUAAUGCAGCAAUAGGUAUUGUUACGAGUUUUUUCUUAAAAAAUCUUAACUCAAUUGUGAAAACUUUUGCUAGUGCCUUAGAAUUAGUUUUUACAGCGGUAUUUUGCUGGAUACUUUUCGGUAUUCCAAUUUAUUUGAACACAGCUCUUGCCAUUGCUAUAGUCAGUUUUGCGGUGAUACUGUAUUCGCAGAAUCCAGUACAAAAUGUAAAAAGCUUAGUGUAGCGUAGUCUAUGAGGAAAUCUAGAAUUUUAUAACGAUAUAUAAAUUAUAUUCUUAAUGAAUAAU